GUAAAUGUGUUGUAAUCACAAAAUGAAAAAAUUUAAGCUGAUUUAUUUUGAAACUUUUUUUUGACUUGCCAAAGAAUUUGCUUAGAGUGGAGGCAUGCCUUUCUGGAAGACCUGCUGAAGAGAGAGGUGAUCGCUACAAAUACAGUUCAUAGGUUUUUCAGUUUGUUAUAUUUGGAACCACACUGCACUUUCCAGACUUCAUUAUUUCAUGCUGCAUUUGUUUUUAUUUACUUAGGAUCAAUUACUGACUUGUUUUUGCAGUCAUGACUAGGAAUAACAUUCUCCAGAUAAAAACCUUAUAAUGGAAUUUAAUGGACAACCGAGGAAAUACUUAGCUUUAUUACUACCUGUUGUGCUUUUUGUUCCUGUCUCAUGUGAUGACCCUUUAUUUGGAAACUCGAGGAAUCAAAGUACUGGGCGUGAGUUUGCAGAUACAGUUGAAGGGCAACAUAUGCUUCCCUUCUGGUUUAAUGCAUCCGUUGAUGUCGAGCAUGGCCCAGUCAGAUCACACUCACAAAACAGAUGGCAAACCCAGAUGGCUUUGUCCAGAACUGUUUAUUCAUUUCAAGUAAAAGAAGACACAGUGCCAGGAACUGUUGUGGGAAAGGUGGAAACACAGUUUGAGGGUCUCACGCCUAUCACAUACUCAGUUCAGGAGGACGAUGGGGAGAAUCUAUUCCUCCUCAGCCCCAUCUCAGGGGAGUUCCUAUUAUCCCGCAGCCUGGACUUUGAAACCCAAAGAUUCUACAUUCUCACAGUGGAGGCGAAGCAGGGGGACUUGCAGGUAUCCAGUGACAGGGUGUACUUCAAUGUGCUGGAUGUGAACGACAACCCUCCUGCUUUUAGUCUGAGCCACUUCUCUGUGUUGCUGCUGGAGGACACACAAGUGGGCACUUGCUUCCUGUCGUUAAACGUAUCAGAUAACGAUCAUGGUGACAGCGGCAAAGUGGAACUGAGAGUGGCCAGUGGUGAUAAGCUGGGUAUCUUCUUAAUACAACCAACAGGUAGUUUAUGCCUGAACAAAGAGCUGGAUAGAGAAAGUCAACCAUCCUAUAAUUUGACUGUAACAGCCAAUGACUGUGUCCAGCCCACGUCUCUACAGCUCACCAGCACGGCACAUGUUUUGGUCCUUGUUGAAGAUGUCAAUGACAAUGCUCCAUUGUUUGUGUCUGCCAAAAGUGUGUCCAUACCAGAGGACACUGCAUUACAUUCUGUUAUAAUGACUUUACACGCAGAUGAUGAAGAUGCAGGAUCCAAUGCAAAGGUUUUGUACUUUUUGAGCAACUCUUCAAGUGGAAUAUUCAGCAUCAACAACACAAGUGGAAACAUAUACCUGGAAGAGAUACUGGACAGAGAAACUGUCGAGUCGCUGACUAUUAUGGUCACAGCUACUGACAUGGGUUCACCUCGAAUGGAAACCACAAUGAAUUUGACAGUGUAUGUUGAAGACAUAAAUGAUAACGACCCUGAGUUCUUCCAAAGAAACUACAGCUUGUCGGUCAGAGAGGAUAUCUCCAGGGGAACGAGCCUGUUUCAGGUUCAGGCUCACGAUCAAGAUACAGGGCCAAAUGGACAAGUGCGGUACAUGUUGAGCCCGGCUGGUCCAUUUGUGGUGGACACAGUUCGAGGUGUUGUCACAGUCAUGGAUCGACUUGACAGAGAAAAGGAUUCAAACUACCUCUUAAUUAUAACAGCUGUGGAUCGAGGGAGCCCACCCAGAUCUGCCACUGUCACUAUCAGCAUCACAGUGCUGGACAUCAAUGACUUCACACCCUGGUUUUCCCCAGAAAGACUCAUCAUUCAUGUCAGGGAGAAUGAGGAUGAACUAUCUCAGCUAACGCAACAGGUUUCAGCCUUGGAUGAAGAUUUGGGGAUCAACAGUCAGCUGACCUACUUUAUACAAUCAGGAAAUCAUGAUGACUUGUUUUCCAUCACUCCUGAUGGCACUUUCCAGAUUUUACACAGCCUAGACAAGGAAAGGGAAUCAUUAUAUAUUGUCACCAUCACUGCUGUUGAUUCGGGUUUUCCAUCUCUAACUGGCACUUUGACCCUGCAUAUCAUUGUGGAUGAUGUCAAUGAUAACUAUCCAGAGUUUACAGAAGAUGUGUACAACACCAUUGUGUCUGAGGACAGUCCAAUAGGCACAGUGUUUGCAAUGAUAACUGCAUCCGAUGCUGAUGAAGGCAUGAGUGGAGAAGUAAGGUAUUUUAUGGAAAAUCUCGAUGCACCUUUUGCUAUUGAGGAAAUAUCUGGAGAGCUGUUUACAGUGGAUUUCCUGGACAGAGAGAUGGUAGCCAUUUAUACAUUGACAGUGAUAGGAAGUGAUAUGCAUCCCACUGAGCCUCUGUCAAGCUCUGUGCUUGUUACUGUGCUUGUUGGUGACAUAAAUGACCACUGGCCUCAGUUCAUGAACACCCCCUAUAUAGCCUAUGUGCCCAUUGAAUUAGCUCCAGGCUCAGUUGUUUGUGCAGUGAGAGCAGUGGAUGGAGACAUAGACAUGAAUGCACAACUGCAUUUUUCAAUAUAUGGACAAAGUUCGGACCUAUUUUCCAUUGACCCAAACAGCGGCACUGUAUUCACUUCAGGUUUACUGUGGAACACAGACGAUAUUACUAUCAAUGUGUAUGUCGAGGAUGCUGGAGAAAACACCAAAUUUGACAUAACUACUAUCAGUAUCAAGUUUCAGAACAUUUCCGACUUUCCUGAGAUGACUGUGGAUGUUUUGAGUUAUUCCCUGUCUGAGGAUCUGCCAGUAGGAACACUGGUGGCUAUGGUCUCUGCAGUAAGCAUCAGAGCUGAACCUGUUUCUUUUUUCAUUGCCUCUGGAAACUUUGAAGACAUGUUUUACAUAGACCAAUUAGGUGGAACACUGACGGUGGAGAACCCUCUAGAUUAUGAAAACAAAAAGGAAUUUUCUUUGUUAAUUGAAGCCAGAGACUCAGGCUUACCUCCAUACUCAUCAUUUUCAGAAAUUCUUAUAAAUAUUACUGAUGUAAAUGAUAACUUCCCAGAGUUCACUCAAGAUGAAUACAGGUGUGAGGUUCUUGAGAACUCCCCACCAACGGUGGUGUGUGAUGUUCUUGCCGUCGAUGCAGAUUCUCCCAAUUAUAGCACAAUACGAUACAACAUAUUAGAAGGGAAUACUGAGUUUUUCACACUUGAUCCUGAAAAUGGUUUACUGCAAACCACUUCAAGUCUAGAUAGAGAAACCAUCCCUGUGUUCAGUUUAGGAAUUGAGGCUUUGGAGCUUGAUAACCCUCUGCAUCAAGCCAAAGCAACAGUUAUUAUUAGUGUUUUAGACAGGAAUGAUAAUGUGCCUCGUUUUACACAGAUUUUUCUUGCAGAGGUGCCAGAAGAUGCCUCUGUAGGACACACAGUUUUAAAAGUAACCGCAACCGAUGAUGAUGCUGACUAUAAUGCAGCAAUCAGUUAUUAUAUACAUGACCAAACUGAGAACAUGCCUUUUGAAAUUUACUCCAGCACUGGGUACAUUAUUGUCAAAGGGCCUUUGGACAGGGAAGAAAAGGAUCACUAUGUCUUUAAAGUUAGUGCAAAUGAUUCAAUGUGGAGUAUAAGCACUGAUGUCAACAUCGUAAUUUCAGAUGUCAAUGAUAAUAGACCAGUAUUUUUACACGAUUUUUAUACAGCUGUCCUUGCUGAGACGGAUGAUAAAGAGAUUUUUAUUUUGCAAGUUCUUGCUUCAGAUCUAGACAUUGGGCAAAAUGGUGAAAUUUUAUAUGUUGUUGACCCUCCAAAUGAAAUGUUUUGGGUGAAUUCUUCUUCUGGUGAGAUUUAUACAAAGCAGCCGCUGCUUUUACGUGGUACUGCUUUUGAAAUAUACAACUUUACAGUUCUUGCUUAUGAUUGUGGCACACACCCUCCGAACAGUAAUGUUACUGUCACAGUGAGAUUAGAACCAUAUAACCAUCACCCUCCAAUAUUUCUUUCUUUCCAACCCCUUGUUGCUAUUCCAUUCGACCUGCCUGUGGGAUCUGAGGUGAUAAGGUUUACGGCAACAGAUCUAGAUGUUAACAGCAGCACAAGCAUCGAGUUUAAUGUGAGUGGCGGUAAUGCAUCUAAUUUCUUUUGGAUUCAAGCAGACAGUGGGAAGGCAUUCUUAAAUGAAACUUUAUCAGAAAACCUGUUUCUAAAUUUAUUAGUAGAGGUCAGAGAUAAAGGAUUUCCUCCUUUGACAUCAAAAACUGAAAUCAUUUUUGAAAUUACUGGAAGGAACACAUUUUCUCCAAGCUUCCUUGAACCAGAUGUUACUUUCUCUAUUCCUGAGGAUUUACCUGUUGGAUCAGUGGCUGGGAAAAUUCAAGCAGAGGAUGGGGAUUAUGGUCCCAACGGUGCAAUUAGGUACUUCAUUUCGACUCAAAAUCAACACUUACCACUCUCUGUUGGUGAAGUCUCUGGGCUGCUUACACUCACCAGAGAGCUUGACUUUGAAAAGGAACGAAUUUAUAAUUUACAAAUCAAAGCCACAGAUGGUGGAUGGUUCUCUAAAACUGCUUGGGUAAAUGUUACAGUGAUAAUAAUGGAUGUAAAUGACAAUCCUCCUGUGUUUUCAUCAUCUGAGUUUGCAGUUUCAGUUCUUGAAAACUCACAAAUUGGAACAACUGUUUUAGAUGCAAAGGCCACAGAUAUGGACUCGGGGAUAAAUGCACACAUAUCGUACUCUCUUAUUGCUGGCUAUGUGGAUAAAUUUGCAAUAGAUCCAAAAAAUGGGACUGUAACUACUUUGGAUGUGUUUGAUUAUGAGCAAGAGCAGCUUUUUGAUUUAACAAUCAAAGCCUCAAACACAGGCAGGAACACAUUAUUUGGCUUGGCAUAUGUUGUCGUCCAGGUUUUAGAUGUCAAUGAAUUCAUUCCAACAUUUUUGAAAACGACUUUUAACUUUUCAGUGUUUAAGAAUGUGCCCGUUGGAACAACUGUAGGGAAAGUGACAGCCACUGAUGAUGACCGAGGCCCUGAAGGUCUGGUGCUUUAUUUGAUGUUUGGCCAUGGCAAAAAUACAGGCUUUGACAUUGACCAGCUUUCUGGAGAAAUACACACAAGUGCAAGUUUGAGGAAUCGAGGCAACAGCCAUGUAGUUUUUAAAGUUCUUGCAAAGAAUUCUGGUAUUAUAACUGGGAGAAAUGUAGAUGAGGCAUUAGUCCAUAUUAAUGUAAAUGACAUCAAUGAUGCACCUUCAUUCACCUCUACAUGCUACUUUGUAAAUGUUACAGAAGACAGCCCAGUUGGGACAUCUGUGCUAACUGUGAGUGCUCUGGAUCAAGAUUACAUACCGGACUGGAAUCGAUUCUUCUUCACCAUUGAAAGUGGAAACACAAAAUCCUCUUUUUCUAUUGAUCCACUUAAAGGUAUCAUUUCAGUAAAUUCAUCACUCGACCGAGAACUCUGGCCAGUUUUUAACCUCACUGUUACAGCCACUGAUAAUGGCUCUCCACCAGCCACCGGGACUACAAAUGUCAUUGUGACCAUUGGAGAUAUUAAUGAUAAUGCCCCACGACUCACAUCAACUGAGGCUCAAGUGAAGGAAAAUCAACCCGAAGGCACUGUAGUCGUCAGAUUAAACGCAUCGGAUUCCGAUUUACCCCCAAAUCAAGGUCCUUUUAUCUACAGGUUAUACAAUUUGUCAGAGUCUAGUGCUUUUUUACUCACUCCUGAUGGAGUUUUACUCACCACACAAAGUAUUGAUCGGGAAGACAGCUCUGAAUAUCGAGUCCUGGUGGUGGUUAGCGAUGCAGGGCUUCCUUUGCCGCUGUCUUCAACAACCACGCUUCACAUCAAGGUGGUGGAUGAAAAUGACAACCCUCCGUUGCCAAGAAAUAUCUUCAUUGAAGUGAAAUAUUUUGGAAGUUCUUUUAAGGGGGGCAUGAUUGGCAAUGUGCAUCCCGAGGAUCCCGAUGAGUCUGAUACAUUUACUUGUGCCAUUAAAAGUGGGCCGACAAAUAUGUUUUCGAUACUCAAUGGUACAUGUGAGCUGUGGUCGUUGCCCUUUCAAGGCGAGGCCACAUUUAACAUCACCAUUGAAGCUACUGAUCAGCUUCACUUCCCCGUUAACAACAGCAUAUACAUUAACUAUAAAGGUUUUACUAACGCAUCUGUAGACAGUUGUAUAUUAUUCUACAUGUCAUCAUCUUCAAUGGAAGAGUUCUUAUCUAAUAAGUAUUUGAGGUUUGUAAAAGCUCUGGACAGUCUGUUCAACCUACAGGCCUCAAAGACUCAUGUUUUUGGAAUCAAACAUGUCAGUAAUGGAAUCCUUCUGUUGGCUGCUGUAAAAAACUACAACGGACAGUAUCUUAGCAGAGAGGUAGCGAGUAGUAUCUCAGCUGGACAUAAAAAGCUAUUGGAAGCUCAGAGCAAUGUGACAAUUUCUCACAUCACCAGUGACCCAUGUCUCACCAACCCCUGCCAGAACAGGGCAUCAUGCAACAAAAACAUUUACAUCAGCCAGGGAGCUGCUGUCCUGGAAAGCACGGCUGUCAUCUUUGUGUCACCACAGAAAGAGAUUUUUAAUUGCACCUGUCCAGUUGGAUUCACCGGUUCGCUGUGUGAAGAUGACAUCGAUGAAUGUGAGGGGAUUCCAUGUGAGAACAACAGUACAUGUGAGAAUACCGCUGGAAGUUUUUACUGUCACUGUCAGAGUGGCUUCUCUGGCUCUUUCUGCUCUGCUGAUGCUGAUGAAUGCCUGAAGGUGAAGUGCCAAAAUGGUGGAACGUGUGUUCAAUCACAGGAUGGGUAUUAUUGUCAAUGUGUGCCUGGAUUUGAAGGGGAAAAGUGUCAAGAGGUUAUAGAUCAAUGCAGAUCAACACCUUGUGUUCAGGGCACCUGCAUCAACCUACAGAAAGGAUUUUUCUGUAGCUGUCCUUUUGGAGUCAGCGGAGUUCAUUGUGAGGAACACAGUUACGGCUUUGAAGAGCUUUCCUUCAUGGAGUUUUCACCUCUGGAUCGCAGGACUAAUUUAAUCUCAUUUGAGUUUGCAACAGUGCAGAGGAACUCCCUCCUCCUCUACAAUCCUGGAGCAUCAUCCAGCAGGGAGUUCUUUGCACUGGAGAUACUUGACGGGACCAUACUUUUGUCUUACGACCUUGGCUCGGGGCCUGUGAGGCUGAAGACAUACAAACAGGUUGCAGAUGGGCAGUUUCACAGCGUCACUGUCAAGAGGAUUGGCAAUAUGGGGUCUUUGCUUGUGGACAACUGCACAGAUGUUGAGAACAAUGAGUUUUGUUUUUCAAAGAGUGACGCGAGUCUGUCAGAGAGGACACUUGAUGUUGGUAACACUAACAUGACGCUUGGAGGACUGAGGAAUGCUCAGAUAAUUUUGCAGCAUCCUAACCAAAUACAAACUCACGACUUUGUCGGGUGUUUAAGAAACAUUAACAUCAACGGAAUGCUGCUGAAACCUUCAGCAGGCCUUGCAAUCUACAAUGUUUAUAACAGAUGUCCUCGAACAACAACGUCGGGAUGCAGUAGUGUCCCGUGUCAGAACGGGGGUGUGUGUCAAGACCUUUGGUCUUAUCAUCUUUGUGAGUGCAAACAUCCUUUUACUGGGAGUAACUGUGCUGCAGAAAUGUCAGAAGAUUUUGCACUGAAACUGGAUGAGCAAGACUACAUUGAAUACGUCAUUAAGGAGAGAUUCAAAAGAGAUUACCUGCUUAAAAAACUGGUGGAUAAAGAAAAGGAGAUUAAUGUUAGAGACCAAACUGUGAUUAACAUCAAGUUCAAAACCAAACAUGAUGGAGUUUUACUCUCUGUUGUUGGACAGACAGAAUACAUUAUGCUUACGAUAAGAGACAAAAAGCCCGUGUACAUUUUUGAGGACACUCAGUCAGGACACCUGUCAGAGUUCACUGUGGAGGUUUUGGUUGCUGAUGAACUCUGGCACAUCGUGACCUUAUCCAGCCAAGGAGCUGACACCUUCCUGUCGGUGAAUGAUAAAAGCCUGUUGAACAUCUCUGGGCGAAGCAUGGAGCUCUCUGCUGUUAAUGUAGACAGGUUCAUUCUUGGUGCAGCUCCAAAACAGGGAAUAAAGCUCCAACAAUCAGGGUUCAGCGGAUGUGUGCAGUAUUUUAACGUGAACGGUCACUCUCUGCCCGUCAGCGGACACAGCUUCACGGUAGAGGUCUGGCCGAGCUCGAGUUUGACACAGUCCAGCUGCAGCUCUCCAGAUGUGUGCCACUCCUCGCCUUGUUCUGAGGAAGGUACGGGCGGGGGGACAUGUCUCUCGCAUUGUUCAGACCCGUGGGCGUGUGGAGCAGCUGUUCGAAACACAUCCUGCGUCUGUUUGAAGAACGUCUCUGAUCAUUUCUGUGAUAUCUGCAUCUUUACAACCCACGAAGAAUGCUACGAAGCAAAACACAGCCGGCCUGCGUGGCUCAUAGCCGUGGUUUUGCCUCUCAUCUCCAUUCUGGUGACGGCGGGGACGUGUGCGGGCGUGGGCCUGUACAGAGUCAGACAGCGAGAUGCAAGGCUGAAAGCUGAGACCUUCCCCCAGAAAACAGAGCAAGGAACAGCAAACAUAACUUUUUGUUUUGAUGACAACCAAGCUCUUGCAGAUGCCGUGUUGAAUGGAAAACAGAAACAUCGUGAUCCGCUAAGUGCAAACCAGCAGAAGUCAAGUGAGAAGUUUUAUUCUGACGCUAGUGUGUCGUGUGCACAGCCGAUGCUACCAAGUGAGCUGGAGUAUUAUGAGAUCGGCAGCAUCUGUAGCACGUUUCACCCGGACAACAGCUUGGCGAAACUCAGCUGGCACACGCAGCUCUGCAGUGCGAAACAUGUGAAAAGUGCUUCGAAACAGUGGGGAGAUCUGAGAACGCUGCUGGCCAGAUUUAAGAAAGAUGGCUCGAGUGAAGAAACCCCCCCUGCAAAGCCACAGAGCGUCGCCUCCCUGAGCGAACAGCUGUUGUGCAGGCUGGACCCCGAGCAGCUCCAGCAGACGCCGCCUUGUCAUUUAAAACGGUUUCCACAAGCAGAGCUCCUGGAGCCGACACAAGGCCUGAGUUGGGAAGAGAUAAGCAAACUAAGUGCUCCUUUUCCGUCUUCACAACAAGCCUCCCUGAAACCUGGACCCGGCAAGUCCACUGUGAUUACGGAGACUUCAUCAGAGUGUGAAACAGACAGCACCCUUACAUGCUCUGAUUCAGAUUACGGACAGUUUUCUAUCAUCACUGAUAAGAAACGUAUGCAUGACCAUUCAGAGAGCGACUUUAGGCAGGAAGGCUUUUUGCCCGUCAACAGAUUUUUUAAACAAACCUCUCCUUCCACUGCAGGUCAGGAUGAAACUGACAAUAUUUCCUCCAUUGUGUUUGAGCAGUUUGAAACUAUUUUAACUACGCAGCUGCCUUUUAGCAGCUAUGCACCUGUUUUUGAUGAUAUUGCUCGUUUACCCAUCAACUCUAGUCCCAGCUGGGACGUGCAGAGCGAUGAUGAAGAAAUUAUUUAGUUUGUCUCAGUAGUGUAAAUUGACCUAUUAGUUUAUUUCUUGCAUUUAGCUAUUUUAAGAUGCACCUCUGUUCAUUUUUAGCUGCUGGACUGCUGGACUAUUUCACCUGUUAAAUGAGCAGUAGUCUGAAAACAAAAGUUCAUUCAUGAAACAUAUUAGUGGUUUUUUUUAACUUUAUUAAUCCAGGAAAGUCCCACUGAAAUCCAAAACCUCUUUUCAAGGAAAUCCAGGCCAAGAAGCAGCAAAAGUUACACAACUGAAAUGUUUGUUUUAACUGUAGUAUAGAUACGUAGAAUAUGAAUAUCCCUUUCUGUUUGUACAAUAAAUUAAAACUUUUAAUCAAG
Messenger RNA from Austrofundulus limnaeus, 9792 nucleotides. RefSeq names its product protocadherin Fat 4. Gene Ontology annotation, biological process: multicellular organism development; neuron projection development; cell migration. Lineage: Eukaryota; Metazoa; Chordata; Actinopteri; Cyprinodontiformes; Rivulidae. Gene Ontology annotation, molecular function: calcium ion binding; cadherin binding; beta-catenin binding. The transcript has 16 exons. Gene Ontology annotation, cellular component: plasma membrane; catenin complex. Bases 302 to 9448 code for a protein of 3048 amino acids. The record is from RefSeq and is a predicted model, not a curated record.